AUGAAAGAGAAAGAGAGUCAGGAUGAAGAUAAUUCAGACUGGAGUCGAUCAAGCUCUCUAGACAGACUAAGCCAAAGCAAUUCAAGAUCUCAAGACAAUUCAAAUCUUCUGAAUAAUCAAAAGGAUGCCAACCCAAAGCUAACUGAUCCAGAAAUGUUUCCGGUUGCUGAAAAUAUUGUUUAUGACAUUAUUCAUAUUUGUUAUAAGAACCAACGUGAGUUGCAUUUAUUUAAACAACAACCAGCUACGCAACAAGAUAAUCAUGUUAGAGAGAAGCAUAUGAUUGGCAGAAGGAAUGAAGAUCAAGAACUUCAGCCGAUUAAAAAUAUGUCUGUGUACCAUUCACCCAAAGUUUCUGAAAGUGAUGAAGAGAAUCCUUCCAAUGGUGGAAAGAUUAUUACAAAGGAUUUGAAAUGGUGCUUAACUACU
Racocetra fulgida is the source of this 429-nucleotide messenger RNA. The record is from the annotation of a GenBank genome assembly. Lineage: Eukaryota; Fungi; Glomeromycota; Glomeromycetes; Diversisporales; Gigasporaceae.